Lathyrus oleraceus (garden pea) is the source of this 1517-nucleotide messenger RNA. Its product is annotated as ADP,ATP carrier protein 1, mitochondrial. The coding region runs from base 163 to 1305 and encodes 380 amino acids. Gene Ontology annotation, biological process: mitochondrial ADP transmembrane transport; mitochondrial ATP transmembrane transport. The record is from RefSeq and is a predicted model, not a curated record. Lineage: Eukaryota; Viridiplantae; Streptophyta; Magnoliopsida; Fabales; Fabaceae. The transcript has 4 exons. Gene Ontology annotation, molecular function: ATP:ADP antiporter activity. Gene Ontology annotation, cellular component: mitochondrial inner membrane.
ACCAAUAUUUACCACUACACUCUGAAGUCGCAUAUAUAAAGAGGUCGAAUUUUGCUCCGUUCAAAGCACGCACACGCCUCCACACAAACCUCUUCCUGCGUCUCUCUCUCUCUAGCGUUCUCUCAUCCUUUCGCUAAAACCCUACGUGAAAGGAAAGUCACCAUGGUUGAUCAGCACCCUACAAUCAUGGAGAAGGUCACUGGCCAGAUCCAUCGUCGAUCUGGUGUCUCAUCGGGUUAUGGUGGAAGCUUCCGUCAACCUGCAAUGUUCCAAAAAUACUCCUAUGGGAAUUACUCAAACGCUGCAUUGGCACCUGCAUGCAGGACAACUGUUGAUUUAUCUUCAGUUGCUACCAAUGCUUCUCCUAUGUUUGUUGCUGCUCCAGCGGAAAAGAGCCAUUUUCUUAUUGACUUUCUCAUGGGUGGUGUUUCAGCUGCAGUUUCAAAAACUGCUGCUGCUCCCAUCGAGCGUGUUAAGCUUUUGAUCCAAAACCAGGAUGAGAUGAUCAAGGCUGGUAGGCUUUCUGAGCCAUACAAGGGCAUUGGUGAUUGUUUUAAAAGAACAACUGCCGAUGAGGGUUUGGUUGCUCUAUGGAGAGGAAACACUGCCAAUGUCAUUCGUUAUUUCCCCACUCAGGCAUUGAAUUUUGCAUUCAAAGAUUACUUCAAGAGGCUUUUCAACUUCAAGAAGGACAGAGAUGGUUACUGGAAGUGGUUUGCUGGCAACUUGGCAUCCGGAGGUGCUGCUGGUGCCUCAUCCCUCUUGUUUGUUUACUCACUCGACUAUGCCCGUACCCGUCUUGCCAAUGAUUCUAAGGCAGCUAAGAAGGGUGGAGAAAGACAAUUCAAUGGUCUUGUCGAUGUCUACAAGAAGACCCUCGCAACUGAUGGAGUUGCUGGGCUUUACCGUGGUUUCAACAUCUCCUGUGUUGGAAUCAUUGUGUACCGUGGUCUCUACUUUGGAAUGUACGAUUCCCUCAAACCAGUUCUUCUGACUGGAAAAUUGCAGGAUAGCUUUUUCGCCAGUUUUGGACUCGGAUGGCUCAUCACCAAUGGUGCUGGUCUAGCCUCAUACCCAAUUGACACAGUUAGGAGAAGAAUGAUGAUGACAUCAGGAGAAGCUGUCAAGUACAAGAGUUCCUUGGAUGCAUUCCAACAAAUCCUGAAGAACGAGGGAGCUAAGUCAUUGUUCAAGGGAGCUGGUGCUAACAUCCUCCGUGCCGUUGCUGGUGCUGGUGUGCUUGCUGGUUAUGACAAGUUGCAGGUUCUUGUUUUCGGCAAGAAAUAUGGAUCUGGUGGAGCUUAAUUAUUUUUAGUGUCUUUUAAGUCAAAUUUAUUGUUUUUAGAUGGCGAUGAAAAUCAUUUAUGUUCCGAGAGUUUAGACUAAUUGCUGCAGCAAAUUUUGUUUAAUAAAUUUACUCGGUGGGAUGCUCCCAAACUCUUUUAUGUUUUGGUUGGAAAGUUGAAAUUGAAAGCAUGAUUUAUUGGAGUGGCAGGAUAAGUAACUGUCACUUGGAA